This is a messenger RNA of Chrysochloris asiatica (Cape golden mole), 936 nucleotides long. RefSeq names its product olfactory receptor 5W2-like. Gene Ontology annotation, biological process: sensory perception of smell; G protein-coupled receptor signaling pathway. The coding region runs from base 4 to 936 and encodes 310 amino acids. Lineage: Eukaryota; Metazoa; Chordata; Mammalia; Afrosoricida; Chrysochloridae. The transcript has a single exon. Gene Ontology annotation, cellular component: membrane. Gene Ontology annotation, molecular function: olfactory receptor activity; G protein-coupled receptor activity; odorant binding. The record is from RefSeq and is a predicted model, not a curated record.
AGAAUGGAUGAAGAAAAUUGUUCCUCCUUGACAGAUUUCCACCUCUUGGGAAUUACUAAUAACCCUGAGAUCAAGGCAACCAUAUUUACUACACUGCUGAUUGUGUACCUCAUUAGUUUUGUAGCAAAUUUUGGAAUGAUCAUUUUAAUUAGAAUUGAUUCCCAGCUUCAAACACCCAUGUACUUUUUCCUCAGCCAUCUGGCUUUCUCUGACCUCUGCUAUUCCACAGCGGUUGGACCCAAGAUGCUGGUGGACUUCUUUGCCAGGAAUAAAUCAAUUUCCUUCAUUGGUUGUGCUCUGCAAUUCUUCAUCUUCUGCAUCUUUACAGACUCUGAGUGUCUACUCCUGGCAGUGAUGGCGUUUGACCGAUAUAAUGCCAUUAGCAACCCCCUCCUCUAUGCAGCCAACAUGUCCAAUGAAGUGUGCUCCAGGCUUAUGGCAGGGGUUUACUUUGUAGGCCUGGUUGAUGCUUUGGUACAUACAACAUUAACUUUCCGUUUGUGUUUUUGUGGUUCAAAUGAAAUCAAUCACUUCUUCUGUGAUUUACCUCCACUUUACCUUCUUUCCUGCUCUGAUAUUCAAGUCAAUGAGCUGGCAUUAUUCACUGUUUUUGGCUUCAUUGAACUAAGUACCAUUUCUGGAGUUCUUGUGUCUUACUGUUACAUCAUCUUCUCAGUCUUAAAGAUCAACUCUACUAAAGGAAGGUUCAAAGCUUUCUCUACCUGCACCUCCCACUUAACUGUUGUUGCAAUUUUCCAGGGGUCUAUGCUCUUUAUGUAUUUCCGCCCAAGUUCUUCCUAUUCUCUUGACCAGGACAAAAUAAAAUCAUUGUUUUAUACUCUUGUCAUUCCCAUGUUAAACCCUCUGAUUUAUAGUUUGCGAAAUAAGGAUGUGAAAGAGGCUUUAAAAAAACUAAAACAUAAAAUUCUAUUUUAA